CGUCUCGCCCGCUCGCCAGAAGGGAACCAACAACAGUGCGAGGCGCAUUAAGAACAGCGUUAGUGUGUGAGAGAGAAGAGUGUGCGAGUGAGAAGGGAGAACAUCCAGGUCCAAAGGAGCUGAAGAAGCGUUAUUCUAUCGACUAAAGAAAAAAAACUAAAAACACUCGAAAAAGUCACGCUUGUGCAUUGUCAACUCCGAGUCAACAACCGCAUUGUCUUUUUCUGCAGAAGAUCUCCGAUCGUAAUUAACGUCGUACUAUCCAAAAAAAAAAUAUACCAUGGCCGAUUCGGAGAGCAAACAGGGUGAUCAGCAGCAGGGAGGCGCACAGGCUCAGUCCCAGCCUCAACAGCAACAACAAGCCCAGGCUGGACAGGCACAAUCGUCGGCUCAACAGCAGCAAGCUGGUGGCGCUAACAAGCAGGCCGCCGCCGCCGCUGCCGCUGCUGCUCAACAACAGCAACAAGCAAAAACUGUUAUCGCCACUAAAGUAACUGGUACAGUCAAGUGGUUCAAUGUCAAGAGUGGCUAUGGAUUUAUCAACAGAAAUGACACCAAAGAAGAUGUGUUCGUUCAUCAGUCCGCUAUUGUCAAGAACAACCCCAAAAAGGCUGUACGCAGCGUCGGUGACGGCGAAGUCGUCGAAUUCGAUGUUGUCAUCGGUGAAAAAGGAAACGAAGCUGCCAACGUGACAGGCCCCGAUGGCGAAGCCGUCAAGGGCUCGCCCUACGCCGCCGACAAACGUCGCGGCUUCCGUCAAUAUUACAACAGACGCGGUGGCGGUGCACGCCCCAUGCGCAGACAACAGCGCGAGGGUCAAGAGGGUUACGAAUCAGCAGGAGAAGGCGGUAAAACCGGCGACGAACAGAGUGGCGGAGAAGGUGGUGGCAACAAUCAAGGCCAGCAGCAAAUGCGCCGAUACAGGCCACGUCGUCCUUAUGACGGAUACUACCGCGGAGGCAACCGUAGAAAUCAGUCGCAACAACAGAAUGAAAAUGGUGGCGAAGCUGCCCAAGGAGGUGAAGGAGACGGUGACCAAGGUGGUAAUCAACGCGGUGGCAAUCCUCGCGGUCGAGGAGGCCCCUCCAGACGCUUCUUCCGCCGCAACUUCCGCGGAGGACGUGGUGGUGGUGGAGGCAACCGCCGACCUCGCAGCCAAGACGGUCGGUCCGAGCAAAAAUCUGAUGCACCAGUAGAAAAGAGUAAUGUUCCUGCCCAAGCUCCUGCUCCCCAGGACAGUCAGCCGGCGCAGAGUAACGCAAACGCCGAAGGCACUGCUUAAACCAACUACAGUCGUCGCCAUCAUGUCACCAUCCCUCUCUACAUAACACCUUUAUUUAUUAAGUAAGAGGCGACGGAAACACAAUAACUGCUAUAAGCAGCGAGGAAAUAUGCGGAAAUCUUAUAACAAUGCAAAAAAAAAAAAAAAAACUAAAAAAUCCAAAAAAAAAAGUUAAUGAAAGUUUACCAACAAACACUACUCCAAAGUCUCUCCACGAAAAUAAAAAAUUAAACAACAAAUCAAAAUUAUUUUAAUCUUUAAAUUAACCAGCUGAAAUUGCGGUACGUAAUUAAGCAGCUUAACAGCAAAACCUUAACAGCUAUAAAGUUUAGAUUAAAGGCAAAGCCUUUUUUCGUAUGGAUAUAAUCCAGCGAUAAAAUGAUUAACAUCGGUAGGUUAUAACGAGCAAAAGUUAGAUCAACGUAGCAUGUCCUAAAAAGACACUUUUAUAUACACAUUAAUAAAACACCGAGUAACUGCGUUCUCACGAAGCGUUUGAUAACCAAUAUUUUCCUGCUUCUUUUACAAUUGCGUUUUCGUUCGCCGUUUCUAUUUUAAAUAUUGUCUAUUGUCUAUUAUUUACCAGCAAACACGAUGUUUCGGAGUGAAAAUACUGUUUAAGUUUCUUUGUAUUGUUCACCUUUGAAUUAAUUAUUACCAAUACAUCGAGACAGUAGCUUGUAAAUCUGAAUGCUGUCGAUUCGAGCAAACAUAGUACUGUAAUUUCUGCUAUUAAUGCUAAAAAAAAACUACUACGUCAGCUUACAUUUAUUAUACUUGUAAAAAAAAAAUUUCGUGGUGUGAUAACGAGAUCACGUGCGGUGAGAUUGUAGUAGGUCAUUAAUUUAGGACUGUUUAAUGCAUGGGCAGUCUGAAAUUUUUUUGUAAACUACAUGACAUCAAUAACAGCGUCGCCUUUGAACUACACAUCUUUUUUUUUUUUUUAUUGUAACGCGACGCGUUUUUAUAAGACGGCAAAUUUGUAAAGUUGUACGUGCGAAUAACAACUGAAACUUUAUCGUUUACUUUACUUAGCCUCGUACUUUUUGAAUCUUGCAUUUGAAAAUUGUUAAUACCAAUUUUGUGUUGAAAAGUCGAGUAAUAUUUGUAUUAUGUCAAAAUACAAUUAAUUCGUUAGUUCAUUAAUUUUUUGUGACUAAGCGAUUGUGAAUCUGAACUGUCACGACAUACAUGCGAGUAUUAUUCCGUUACUAAAUAACAAAAAUAACAUUCAAAGAUACAAUUUGUAAUUAUGGAUAUCGCUGAAUACAGCAAAGAUUUGAAUUUGAAAAAUUUCUCAUGCAUAACCCCUGGUGGGUUGUUUCAAUUGUAAAAAAAAAGUUUCUUACGCGUAGAAACUGAAUUGUAAUUUUUUUCGUAUCGAUAACGUUUCGUUAAAGACUCAACGCAUUUAAAUUGCGAUCGGGUUGUCUGAAAUGGAAUAGUUCCAAAGUAACGCUCUAUUGAUUAUACGAUUCUUGGCAUAUCCAUUGUCAAAGUAUAAACAUGUCAAAAAGAAAAAAUUUGUACAAAACAUUACUAUUAUGCAUGGCCUUUUUCCCUUUUUUUAUAAAAAAAAGUUAAAUAAA
Trichogramma pretiosum is the source of this 2871-nucleotide messenger RNA. RefSeq names its product Y-box factor homolog (gene yps). NCBI's taxonomy places the organism in Eukaryota, Metazoa, Arthropoda, Insecta, Hymenoptera, Trichogrammatidae. The transcript is spliced from 6 exons. Gene Ontology annotation, cellular component: nucleus. Gene Ontology annotation, molecular function: nucleic acid binding. Gene Ontology annotation, biological process: regulation of gene expression. The record is from RefSeq and is a predicted model, not a curated record. The coding region runs from base 281 to 1282 and encodes 333 amino acids.